This is a messenger RNA of Linum tenue, 2127 nucleotides long. The record is from the annotation of a GenBank genome assembly. Lineage: Eukaryota; Viridiplantae; Streptophyta; Magnoliopsida; Malpighiales; Linaceae.
GCAGUAAUUACGCCCACUCUAUCUUCAAAACAGAAAGAGCAAGGCCAGGGGAAACCAUCGUAUAACCCGGUAACCCACACUUCAUCGGCUCAACUUCUACACUGCCGGCGUGUGAAUUAACCCAAGCUUUCCCCCAGAAGACCCUACCCCGAAAAAAUGCUUCUCCAGCCGUCUCUGCAUCAAUCCAAGCUUUCUAUCUCCUCCACCAUCUCCUACUCCAGCUCCUUCCCAUGGAGAACUCCCAACUUCACCCCUCGCCGGGCUCUCGAUCGUUCCACAUUCCCAAUCACUUGCUCCAUCUCACAAGUUCACAGCUAUGGAACUGUUGAUUUCGAGAGGAGACCUCUAAUCAACUGGAACGGUGUCUACAGGAGGAUUUCGUUAAUGGAGAACCCAGAUUUGGGCGCUGGUACCGUGUUGGCGCUGUGCGAGAAAGAAGGUAAGAAGCUCACCAAAUGGGAGCUCUGCAGGGUCGUCAAGGAAUUGCGGAAGUACAAACGAUUCAAACAGGCUCUUGAGGUUUAUGAUUGGAUGGGUAGCAAAGGAGAUAAAUUUAGGCGAUCUGCUAGUGAUGCCGCAAUUCAGGUGGACCUUAUAGCCAAAGUUCAUGGAGUUUCUGCUGCCGAAGAAUACUUUCAGGGUGUUCCUGAUACUUUGAAGGAUAGAAGGAUCUAUGGAGCUCUGCUCAAUGCUUACGUUAAGCAUAAAGAGAAGGAAAAGGCCGAAAUGCUGAUUGACAAAAUGAGAGACAAAAACUAUGCAACCCAUGCACUUCCUUUCAAUGUGAUGAUGACCCUGUACAUGAAUCUGAAGGAGUAUGAUAAGGUCGACAAAUUGAUCUUCGAGAUGACGAAGAAGAACAUCCAGCUCGAUAUGUAUUCCUACAACAUAUGGUUGUCGUCUCGUGGGUCCGAAGGUGCUGUAGAGAAGAUGGAGCAGGCGUUUGAGCAAAUGAAACUGGAUAGGCAUGUUACUGCUAACUGGACUACCUACAGCACGAUGGCGACAAUGUACCUAAAGAUGGGACUGAAUGAGAAAGCGGAAGAUUGCUUGAAGAAGGUCGAGGGAAGAAUCACUGGGCGUGAUAGGAUGCCUUACCACUAUCUCUUGAGUUUGUACGGUAAUGUCGGCAAGAAAUCAGAAGUUAUCCGUGUUUGGAAUACAUACAAAUCGAAUUUCCCCAAUAUCCCUAAUCUGGGAUACCAUGCUGUGAUCUCUUCUCUGGUCCGGUUGGGCGACAUUGAAGCAGCAGAGAACAUGUAUGAUGAAUGGAUGCAAAUCAAGACAUCUUAUGACCCCAGAAUUGCAAAUCUGCUCAUGGGUUCUUAUGUUAAAGAUGGCAACUUUGACAGAGCUGAGAGUCUAUUUCACGAUAUUACCGAAGCAAGAGCAAAGCCGAACUCUAAUAGUUGGGAAAUUCUUGCUGAAGGCCAUGUGGCAGAGAAGAGAGUUUCUGAAGCUUUGAGUUGCUUGAAGGAAGCUCUUGAUUUCGACUCUUCCAAGAGGUGGAAGCCAAAGCCUGCAAUUGUUUCUUCCUUCUUUAAGCUUUGUGAGGAGGAAGGGGACUUGGUAAGUAAGGAUGUACUGGAGAAUUUAUUCAGGCAGUUGGGAUUCCUUGAAGAUAAAAACUAUGCAUCUCUCAUCGGUUUGUCCAUCAGUGGCAAUGAAAAAGAGUCAAACAAGAGAGACAGCAGCAGCGAUGGGAACUACUAUGAAUCAAAUGAAGAUGCUGAAGACUCAGAGGUGCUUCUUAACUAGCUGCAGGCUAGUGUUUGAAAUGUUUAGACUUUUGGGUACCGAGAGUGAUUUUACUGAAUAGGAAUGCUUUACUCUCUAACAAAGCUGAAAGUUGGAAUCUAUCUGAGAGUAAGUGCAUACCGUGAACCACCUCCUAUUUCUCCCCUGGCAUGGUUUGGCAACCGGAUUUUUGUGUAAUAAUAAUAUCUAUCCGAGAUACAAAAUCUAGAUUGUACCUGGGUUGAGGUAAAGUUCGUCAACUAGUAGAUUUGCAGUGUAAAUCAUCCAUUUCUCUAAUACGGGCAGCCAAUUUGGUAUGGAAUGCUUGCACUCUUACUGUAUUUCAAGGGUGCCAACACGGAAAUAAAACAAAAUCACCGGUUUAAUAUA